This is a messenger RNA of Brassica oleracea var. oleracea, 1309 nucleotides long. RefSeq lists its product as uncharacterized. The coding region runs from base 74 to 1132 and encodes 352 amino acids. Lineage: Eukaryota; Viridiplantae; Streptophyta; Magnoliopsida; Brassicales; Brassicaceae. The record is from RefSeq and is a predicted model, not a curated record. The transcript has 11 exons.
GAAGUAAGCGUUGCGUCUACGUCUCUUUCUACACUUUUAGCUAAGAUCAGAGGAGCGAGAGGAAACGCCAGUAAUGGCUUGUGCUUCUUCCUGCGCGAUUUCGUCGUUCUUGUGUCACUCUCGAUCAAAAGAACCGAUCUUUCAAUCGAAAGUUUCCUCUUUGGUUUUAACGGGAAGGAGAGCUUUUGGAUCUAUUAGAGCAGCUCAAGUGAGUAGCUAUGGGAACUCUAGACGGCGCACUCAGAACGUAGAAGGGGAUAUUUAUGUUGACAGUACCUGUAUUGAUUGCGAUACUUGUCGUUGGAUGGUGCCGGAAGUAUUCAACAGAGUGGACAACAUGUCUGCUGUUGUUAAACAACCAACCUGUAAGGAAGAAAGGCUGAACGCUCUUCAGGCUUUAUUAUCUUGUCCGACUGGAUCUAUCCGCACUGAAACUCCACCUACUGACAUACGGGAAGCUCAAGAGACCUUUCCACUUACAUUGGACCAAGACAAACUGCCUGGGGUUUUUCAUUGUGGGUUUCAUUCCAAGAAAUCUUUCGGAGCAACUUCCUACUUGAUACUUCAUCAUGAGGGGAAUAUACUUGUUGAUAGUCCCAGGUACAUAGAGAAACUUGCUGGGAAGAUUGAGAAGAUGGGUGGUGUUCGCUACAUGUUUUUGACACACAGGGAUGAUGUUGCGGAUCACAAGAAAUGGGCAGAUCGAUUCAAGUGUACCAGAAUUCUACAUUCUGAAGAUGUCCAACCUUCGACCACUGAUGUGGAGUUAAAGCUGGAAGGAAGUGGACCAUGGAGACUCUACGAAGAUGUCGAGCUUAUACACACUCCUGGUCACACUGAAGGAUCAGUGUGCUUGUUCCAUAAACCUCUCAAGGCAUUAUUCACUGGAGACCAUCUAACUAUGUACGAAUCUGGAAUGAGCAUUAUAGAGAUGUACAACCAUUGUUCAUUGCCUCUCCAGCUCGAGAACGUAGAAAGACUCAUCAAGCUGGAUUUCAAUUGGGUGAUACCGGGACAUGGAAGAAGAGUGCAUUUCAAAGAUGGAGAAGAGAAGGCAAAGAAGCUGGAAGCACUUGUUCAGAAGCACAGGGAGGAACAACUUGUUUCUUCUAGCCAAUUCGGUUAUGCUUGAGAAACCUUUGUAUGCUGAUUCUAAAACCAGUGAACCAAACUAAACUAGACUGUUUAUCAUGCUGUCUGUGUGCCAGUUAUGAAGAAGCUAUGUGAGAUUGUGAGUGAUGUAUUUAUAUGUAACAUUUUAUUACCACCCUAUGUUUAAGUCAAAUUAUGAAUCAUGUUUAAUCCUUAA